Peniophora sp. CBMAI 1063 is the source of this 1848-nucleotide messenger RNA. Lineage: Eukaryota; Fungi; Basidiomycota; Agaricomycetes; Russulales; Peniophoraceae. The record is from the annotation of a GenBank genome assembly.
AUGCCUUUCUCAGCCAACUCCCCGCUUGCCAAUGUGGCAUGGUUAUCGGACCCCGCGCGCCAGCGAAUGCACCACCUGGAAACGCUGCUCACCCAUGACUCGACUUGGGAGGCGCGCAAGGCUCACUCGCAAGACCUCUACGCGGAUGCCCUCGCCCUCCGCUACCUAUCCGCCCACUUCAACUUCUGGCUCAACUCAUGCAGCGCCCCCAUUCUCAGACUCCCGCCCGAAGUGAUGGGAGAGAUAGUGACUAUUGUCGCCGCCGUCGACCCUCCCGCGACCCGCGAUCUAUCCGGUGGCUGGAUGGGUUUAUCGCAAGUGUGCAGGGCAUUCCGCUCAAUCCUGCUCAGCAUGCACGCGCUCUGGGCGGACGCCGUCUUCCUUGUGGAUUCCGAGGCGCGUGAGGAAGUCUUACGCCGUGCGGGAGAGACUCCGUUGUAUAUCAAGAUGCGGUCCGCCGCUGGAGAUACCGUGGGCAAGCCCGCGAUAGAUCUUGCGAUGUCAAAUAUCACGCGUGCACGACAUGUCGAGGUACUUGAGGGCGACCGUGGCGACGAGGAGCUUUGGACACGCGACCCGCUCUCGUUGGCAGGAGCGGAGUUUCCACACUUGGAGACAUUGAUCUUGGAUGUGUACCACCGCCAGUCCCGGGACGCCACCUGGUUGCAUCAGCAGGUUUAUGACUACGCGCCGAUUAUCGCGCCGCGCCUCCGCCGCCUGCGGCUGAAGAAUGUCUUCGUGCCCUUCAACGCGACACAACUUACACGGUUGGAGCUCAUCCGCGCUCAGCACUCGGCCGACAGCGACAUUUUGAACGACGAGGCAAUUAUUCCUUCCGCGCCUCAGUUCCUAUCUAUCCUCCAGCAGUGCUCGAACGUGCAAACCCUCCGCAUCGCAAACUACACUUCUCCCGACCUUCGGCCAUUGCCACCGCAACAACGACAACAUCACGCCAUAGACUUGCCCGCUCUCACGACCCUCGAUCUCUACGAGAAGCUGCCCCGGUGCUACGCCCUCUGGACGCACCUCUCCGUGCCUCCCACCGCCAAACUCGACAUCGACGUGGAUUACAGCGAAUACCCGAACCGCGACCGACCCUACCUUGAUAGCCGCCGCCUCGACCUACUCGACGCCAUCGGGGCACACAAUCUCCGCGCCACAUCUGAAAGACAUGCAGCUGGCCUCGCCAUCCUAAACUCGGCGACAUCGGGGUUCUCCACUUUCCGCUUCACGUUCUUCGCGUACGAGGAGGGCGCCGAGAAGCGCGGCUGGACGGGUCCGUUGGGACGGGAUCAUGUGUUGACGCUCGACCUCACGUUUCGCCGGUUCCUCAUCGAGACGCUGUUCCCGUUCACACAGGCCGUCGAGCGUGCGCGCGGAGCGUUUGCGCUGGGCGAUAUUCGCACGCUCGACCUUGGGUUCGAAACAUACCUUGGCGACGUCGCGCAAUGGCGCUCCGUAUUUGGAUCAUUCCCGAAAGUGCACACGCUCAACAUGUACAAGAUGCACCACUCGGCGUACGAAGCGCUUACACCGCCCAUCCCGGCCGAUGCUGAAGGGAAUGUUGUUGAGUUGGAGCAAGGCGCUCUGCUGCUGCCGGAGCUGAAGACGUUGUCGAUCGAGACGCUCCGCUUCCAAGGCGUGCCACGUCCGGGAGACGAUGAUGUGACUAUUGAGCCCAUCUUCACGCCCGACAACGUUGUGGAGAUGUUAUCUGCGCGCAAGCGUGCGGGUGCGCCGGUGCAGAGCGUGAAGAUCGUCGACCUCGACAUGGGCGACUACGAUCUCGACAUGUUUAUCACGAAGAUGAGGGCUGUCGUGCCGGAUGUUGAGUAUAAGCCUGUUUAA